Molecule: messenger RNA, 2533 nt
Organism: Ceratitis capitata (Mediterranean fruit fly)
Lineage: Eukaryota; Metazoa; Arthropoda; Insecta; Diptera; Tephritidae
Gene: grp
Product: serine/threonine-protein kinase grp
Exons: 8
Coding region: 568-2136 (522 amino acids)
Biological process (GO): microtubule cytoskeleton organization; protein phosphorylation; DNA damage checkpoint signaling
Cellular component (GO): cytoplasm; nucleus
Molecular function (GO): ATP binding; protein serine/threonine kinase activity; tau-protein kinase activity
Source: RefSeq, a predicted model, not a curated record
CCUGAACGAAACUCGUGCGAAAAAUUUGUCCAUCAGUUUUGUUGGUGAUUCCAUAAGCGAUAGUUUGCUGUGUUGUCAAAAUUUUUGUAUAUUUAAGAUAGAAUAUUACACAAAAACCUGUCUUAUUGAAAUUAAAGUAUCUUUUUAUGAACAAAAGUUGUCAAACACGAAGUAGACGCAGUGUGCAAAAAGACUGCGAAGUGAGUAGAAAGUGUGUGAGAUCAUCAACCGGUGAAGGGAAAACUGGAAAACCCCAAACGAGAAAAUUUGGCGUCCUAAACAGCUGACAACGACGAAAGCGGUGUCGGUGGUGCAGGUGACGGUGACGGUGACGGCGAACCCAGACGACAUGCCGUUGUCGACAAUUAUGCUGCAGCAACAACCAUAAGACAUACUUCUAACAUUAGUCAUAAGUAAAGCAAUACCAAAGAAGGCAACGAUAAGGUACACGAAAGAAAAAGGAAAAACUUCCAAAAAUAAAAAAUCUACACUGAUAAGUAUUUGUGAAGCAUUGUUGCAGAGCAAUUUUAUUUGGCGAAAGUCAAAAGGAAGACGACCGCCACCAACAUGUCGGCCUCGUCACUGUCUUUGUCUGAGUCGCAAAAGGUGGUGGAUGGCAGCAAUGCAGUAGGAGGAGAUGGCGGUGUACGGGAGUUCGUCGAAGGUUGGACACUUGCGCAAACACUUGGCGAGGGUGCCUACGGCGAAGUAAAAUUGUUGAUUAAUCGCCAAACCGGCGAAGCUGUUGCUAUGAAAAUGGUCGAUUUGAAAAAACACCCGGAUGCUAUGCUCUCCGUACGCAAAGAAGUUUGCAUACAAAAGCUUUUACAAGAUAAACAUAUUCUUCGUUAUUUCGGUAAACGUUCGCACGAUGAUGUGGAAUAUUUGUUUUUGGAGUAUGCAGCCGGCGGUGAAUUGUUUGACAGAAUUGAACCCGAUGUGGGUAUGCCACAACAUGAAGCUCAAAGAUAUUUCCUUCAACUACUCUCCGGCGUACAGUAUUUGCAUCAGCAUGGCAUUGCGCAUCGUGAUUUGAAGCCAGAAAAUCUGCUGUUGGAUGAACAUGACAAUAUAAAAAUAUCCGAUUUCGGCAUGGCAACAAUGUUUAGAUAUAAAGGCAAAGAACGCUUGCUGGACACCCGCUGCGGCACAUUGCCAUAUGUUGCGCCCGAAGUGCUUAUAAAACCCUAUCAUGCACAACCCGCCGAUAUAUGGUCCUGCGGCAUUAUACUGGUCACUAUGCUGGCUGGUGAACUUGCCUGGGAUCAACCAUCUACGAAUUGCCAAGAGUUCGCAAACUGGUCCAAUAACGAACGCUGGUCCACACAAACGCCUUGGAGCAAACUGGAUACACUGGCGAUCUCAUUGCUACGCAAAGUAUUAUCUACAAAUCCGACAUAUCGGCUGACAUUGGAGAAAAUUCUCGAUCACAAAUGGUGUAACAUGCAGUUCAAUGAGAAUGAACAUUCACGCGAUCUGGUCGACUCAGCUGCCGCACUUGACAUACACUCACCGAAGGCGAAACGGCCGCGACAGCAAUCGAGCAACCAUCGUCUCACAAAUCACUUUGUCGAUGAUACAAUAUCGCGUAAUUACUGCUCACAGCCAAUGCCCACAAUACCCGCAGACUUAACGGAUGGCUGCAGUGCGCCUGGCGGCGCUGCCGGUAAUAACAACCCUGCGGCUGCACAGGAAGCCCGUUUCAAUUUCUGUUUCUCACAACCUGCCCUACUGGACGACCUGCUCGUGUGUACGCAAAUGAACCAAACCCAAUCGGCGUCACAGAAUGUUUUCCAUCGUUUGGUGCGUCGUAUGACGCGCUUCUUUGUCACCACACGCUGGGAUGAUACCAUUAAACGGCUAGUGGCAACCAUCGAAAGACUGGGCUUCGGCUGCAAAGUGGGCGAUGGUGGUGUAGUGACCAUAUCGACUGUUGAUCGGCGGAAGCUGCGUUUGGUCUUCAAGGCGUACAUCAUUGAGAUGGAUGGCAAGAUAUUAGUAGACUUCCGUCUCUCUAAAGGCUGUGGAUUGGAAUUUAAGCGUCGCUUUAUUAAAAUUAAAGAAUCCCUUGAGGAUAUUGUGUUGAGAGGACCGACGACGUGGCCCAUUGCGAUCGCAACAAAUACUGUGCCUUAAAGAAGAAGUAUGCGGGUAUAUACAUACAAAUGUAGUUGACAGUUACAAGACACAAUUUUAGAAUAAGUUUUUUUAUGUACUUUAUUCCAAAGUCGAAUUUCCUAAACAAAUGUAUACAAAGAAAAUAUGUAUUCGAGAUAUAUUUAUAUUAAUGUUAUCGCCUCACUCAUUUAUUAUAUAUGUACGUCGCAUUAUUAUUAUCAUAAUUGUUUUCCCCCAUAUCCUUAUUGAAUUUCAUUGACGCAUAGUUUUAGUCACUGACUUAGUUUCAUUUUUGGGCUGUAUUAAUUUAUUAAAAGAAACGAGAAUCUGAGAAAUGUUCAUAUACACAUUUUAUUAAAAAGAUUAGCAAAAGAAAAUAUAAUAAUUGCUGAGAAAUGAGCAAAUUAAAAAUGAA